Messenger RNA from Python bivittatus (Burmese python), 843 nucleotides. The record is from RefSeq and is a predicted model, not a curated record. NCBI's taxonomy places the organism in Eukaryota, Metazoa, Chordata, Lepidosauria, Squamata, Pythonidae.
AUGGGGGGUAUGGACCGGGCUUCUGACUUCUUCUGCCUCUUGCUUCGUGCAGGCCAGUUCUCCUCCCAGGGCGAUGUCUGCCAAGAUGGCACACCCUCCGGAGACCAGCUGGCCACCCAACUCUUCAGAAACCAGCAGCUGCGAGACAUCUUGGUGCAGAAGGAGGUGGAGCUGGCCAGGCUGCAGGAGGAGAACCAGCAUCUCAGGCACUUCCUCAGCUCAGCCCUGGUCAAGCAGCUGGAGGAGAAGACCAAGAAGCUGCUGCUGCCGCAGGAUGGCCAGGACCUUGAUGGGACCUCCAAGACUGGCAAGAGGCACCGGAAGGCAGAGACCCGCGUUUCCCCUGAGGGGCGCCACCCGCCAAAGGCCAGGCGGAACCUCCUUGGUGACUUCUCUGCAUGCGAAGAGCCACCCAUCCCUCCCGUGGACUCCUGGGUCCUGCAGACGCUUGGGCUCAAAGACGUAGACACCGUGGACGAGUCAGCUAACUACAGUGCCUUGGCCGUGGGCCCUUCCCCAGACUCCUUCCUUUGGGCUCCCUUUGAGGGCCCAGACCUGGGCAUCUGCGAGGGUCAACCUGGGGUUGGCAGAAGUGCCACAUUGACCCCCCCAGCGGACAGCACUGCCAGCCCAAGAAAAGGGCCCUUGGCCUUCCCCUCGCCCUGCCAACUGCCUUGCUGCUCUGACAGCCCCUUGCCAGCCAAGAUGGACCUGGCCUUCACCACGUCCCUGAGCCCCCAUUGCAACGUGAAAACCCACACCUUCCGCCAAGGACAGGCUUUCGUGCGCAGGGAUGAAGACGGAGGGUGGAAGCUCACCUGGGUCCCCAAGCAGUCGGAAUGA